Syngnathoides biaculeatus (alligator pipefish) is the source of this 834-nucleotide messenger RNA. RefSeq names its product metabolism of cobalamin associated B (gene mmab). Lineage: Eukaryota; Metazoa; Chordata; Actinopteri; Syngnathiformes; Syngnathidae. The record is from RefSeq and is a predicted model, not a curated record. Gene Ontology annotation, molecular function: corrinoid adenosyltransferase activity. Bases 70 to 765 code for a protein of 231 amino acids. The transcript is spliced from 9 exons.
CCCACGGUGACCUACGGAAGGUUUGCCAGGACAAAAAUCUCCCAAAGCGAUUGGUUCGUAAACAUAAACAUGGCUUUGCUUAUUAGCAACCCUUUGCUUUACCUUUGUAUUAAAAAGACUGCCAGACAUAUGACCGAGAGGCAGAUGAGGGAAACGUCGUUCCUUUGGAGAAGUUACGCCACCGAGAGAGACAACAAGGUGCCUAAAAUCUACACCAAAACGGGCGAUAAAGGUUUCUCAAGCACAUUUACUGGAGAGAGAAGACCAAAGGAAGAUCAUAUUUUUGAAGCUUUAGGAAAUACAGAUGAACUGUCGUCAGCUAUAGGUUUGGCCAGAGAAUUUUGCAUUGAAAAAGGCCACACGUUCACACAUCAGCUGGAUGAGAUUCAGUGCGUUUUGCAAGAUGUUGGCUCCAAUAUUGCCACUCCUCAGUCAUCCGCAAGAGAAAGUCAUCUGACUCGAACCAGAUUUACCGGAAAGCCAGUAACAGACUUGGAAGGAUGGAUCGAUACUUUCACCGAGGAACUCCCUCCUCUCACCAACUUCAUUUUGCCUUCUGGAGGAAAAAGCAGCGCAGCUUUACACAUAGCUCGGACCGUCUGUCGCAGAGCUGAGCGCAGCGUCGCUCCAAUCGUGCGUUCCGGGGAGGCCGAUCCCGAUGUCGCCAGGUUUUUAAACAGAUUAAGCGACUACCUUUUUACGGCGGCCAGAUAUGCGGCCCUGAAAGAAAACAACAAGGAGAUAAUAUACAAAAGACCUGAAUAAUAUUUGGUUAUGACAAAACAGUAAAUCCGUGUGCAUAUUUUGUAAAUAAACGUGGUGAAAAAAAUCGUA